Messenger RNA from Epinephelus lanceolatus (giant grouper), 5605 nucleotides. It is a transcript of the gene top2b, whose product is annotated as DNA topoisomerase II beta. NCBI's taxonomy places the organism in Eukaryota, Metazoa, Chordata, Actinopteri, Perciformes, Serranidae. The record is from RefSeq and is a predicted model, not a curated record. Gene Ontology annotation, cellular component: nucleus. Gene Ontology annotation, biological process: resolution of meiotic recombination intermediates; DNA topological change; sister chromatid segregation. Gene Ontology annotation, molecular function: DNA topoisomerase type II (double strand cut, ATP-hydrolyzing) activity; DNA binding; ATP binding.
GCCGUCUAUCUUGCAGAUGGCGGAGCCGGACAGCUGGUGCUGCUGCUAGCUCAUAUUCGUUUGAUUUCUGAAGGAAAUGUAUUUAAGUGUAUCGUUUUGAGAGCAUUUCAGUUAAACUGCUAUUUUAUUCUGUCGAGUUUUCACAUGAAAUUGUAAACCUAUUUAAUACGCGCGUUUUGUACAGUAUUUAUUUCGCAGCUAGCAGCCGGUUAGCAUCUUUGUUGGAAGUUUAGGCCUACUGUGCCACCGCUUGUCGAUUUUAACAAUAGCCGCGAUACACUCCCCUCCGCUUGUUUUGGUACACUCAAAGGAUUAUCUGCUAACGCAAACGGAGAAAGAACAUGGAAGAUAAACGGGUCCGGGUACAUUUCAGCAAGUGAGACCUUUGUUAUGCUGGCGGACAUUUAAUUCAACUGGAACUGAAGACAUUUUGAGAGGUGCAUCAGAAAAUAUAAGCAUCACAAAGGAAGAUGUCCAACGGCGCAGCAGGAAGCGGGGGUCUGGCGUGGAUGGAGGCUGCGAAUGGCAGAAGUGAAACUGGCAAGAUGGAAGGGGCCAAGAAGGACAAGGCAGGCUCCAAGUUGUCCGUGGAGAGAGUGUACCAGAAGAAGACCCAACUAGAGCACAUUCUCCUCCGUCCAGACACAUACAUCGGCUCUGUGGAGCCCGUCACCCAGCUAAUGUGGGUUUUUGAUGAAGAGAUCGGAAUGAACCAGAGAGAAAUCACCUACGUUCCUGGACUGUACAAAAUCUUUGAUGAAAUUCUCGUCAAUGCAGCAGACAACAAACAAAGGGACAAGAACAUGAAUACCAUUAAGGUCACCAUCGAUCCUGAGUCCAACACCAUUACUAUCUGGAACAAUGGUAAAGGAAUACCAGUGGUGGAGCACAAGGAUGAGAAGAUGUACGUCCCAGCUCUCAUUUUUGGCCACCUGCUCACCUCCAGCAACUAUGACGAUGACGAGAAAAAGGUCACAGGUGGGAGGAACGGGUACGGUGCUAAACUCUGCAACAUCUUCAGUACCAAGUUCACAGUGGAAACUGCCUGCAAGGAAUACAGACACAGUUUCAAACAGACGUGGCAGAACAACAUGGGCAAGACUUCGGAUCCCAAGAUCAAGUUCUUUGACGGGGACGAUUUCACCUGCGUGACGUUCCAGCCAGACUUGUCCAAGUUCAAGAUGGAGAAACUGGACAAGGAUAUUGUAGCACUUCUUACCCGCAGAGCAUACGAUGUAGCCGGCUCCUGCAGGGGCGUUAAAGUCAUGCUGAACGGGAAAAAACUGCCUAUUACUGGGUUCCGCAGCUAUGUGGAUCUGUAUGUGAAGGACAAACUGGACGAGACGGGCGUGGCUCUAAAGGUGGUGAAUGAGACUGUGAAUGAUCGUUGGGAGGUUUGCCUCACCCUGAGUGAGAAGGGGUUCCAACAAAUCGGCUUCGUCAACAGCAUCGCCACGACCAAGGGUGGCAGACACAUUGACUAUGUGGUGGACCAGAUAGUGAGCAAACUUAUUGAAGUGGUGAAGAAGAAGAACAAGGCGGGAGUGUCAGUCAAACCCUUCCAGGUGAAGAACCACAUCUGGGUGUUUGUGAACGCGCUGAUCGAGAACCCCACCUUUGACUCCCAGACCAAGGAGAAUAUGACACUCCAGACGAAGAGCUUUGGGUCCAAGUGCCUUCUGUCAGAGAAGUUUAUCAGGGCUGCAACCAACUGUGGGAUCGUUGAGAGUAUUCUCAACUGGGUGAAGUUCAAAGCUCAGACACAGCUGAAUAAGAAGUGCUCAUCUGUGAAGCACAGCAAGAUCAAAGGCAUCCCCAAGCUAGACGACGCCAACGAUGCUGGUGGCAAACACUCCUCUGAAUGCACACUCAUUCUCACUGAGGGAGACUCAGCCAAGUCUCUGGCUGUCUCUGGACUGGGAGUCAUCGGGCGUGAUCGCUAUGGAGUGUUCCCCCUGAGAGGAAAGAUCCUAAAUGUGCGAGAGGCAACACACAAGCAGAUCAUGGAAAAUGCUGAGAUUAACAACAUCAUCAAAAUCGUUGGCCUCCAGUACAAGAAGAGCUACGACGACGCAGAGUCACUGAGGACCCUGCGCUACGGCCGGAUCAUGAUCAUGACUGAUCAGGAUCAAGAUGGCUCCCACAUCAAAGGUCUGCUUAUCAACUUCUUCCACCACAACUGGCCGUCCCUACUGAAACACACAUUCCUGGAAGAGUUUAUCACACCCAUUGUCAAAGCGACCAAGAACAAGCAGGAGCUGGCCUUCUACAGCAUUCCCGAGUUUGAUGAGUGGAAGAAACAGACGGAGAAUUAUAAAACCUGGCAUAUAAAGUACUACAAAGGUUUGGGUACAAGUACAAGCAAAGAGGCAAAGGAAUACUUUGCUGACAUGGAGAAGCAUCGCAUCACAUUCAGGUACAGCGGUGCGGAGGAUGACGCUGCAAUUACUCUGGCCUUCAGUAAGAAGAAGACCGACGACAGGAAGGAGUGGCUGACAAAUUUCAUGGAGGACAGACGCCAGAGGAGGAUGCACGGCCUGCCAGAGCAAUACCUGUAUGGAAAUCAGGCCAGGCACCUCUCCUACAACGACUUCAUCAACAAAGAGCUGAUUCUGUUCUCCAACUCUGACAAUGAGAGAUCCAUUCCAUCCCUGGUUGAUGGAUUAAAGCCCGGCCAGAGGAAGGUUCUGUUCACCUGCUUGAAGAGAAACGACAAGAGGGAAGUGAAGGUGGCACAGCUGGCCGGCUCAGUGGCAGAGAUGUCUGCCUACCAUCAUGGAGAGCAAGCUCUCAUGAUGACCAUCGUGAACUUGGCCCAGAACUUUGUGGGCAGUAACAACGUGAACAUCCUGCAGCCGUUGGGUCAGUUUGGUACUCGCAUCAAUGGAGGCAAAGAUGCUGCCAGCCCUCGUUACAUCUUCACCAUGCUCAGUCCGCUUGCGAAGCUGUUGUUCCCAGCAGGGGAUUCCAACCUGCUCAAGUUCCUGUACGAUGACAACCAGAAGGUGGAGCCUGAGUGGUACAUCCCCAUCAUUCCAAUGGUGCUAGUGAACGGCGCUGAGGGCAUCGGAACAGGCUGGGCGUGUAAGAUCCCCAACUACGACCCCCGAGAGAUCGUCAACAACAUCAACCGCAUGCUCAACCACCAGGACCCCCUGCCAAUGCUUCCCAGCUACAAAAACUUCAAAGGGGUGAUUCAUGAGCUCGGUCAGAACCAGUACCUUGUCAGUGGAGAGGUGUCGGUCAUUGACAGAAACACCAUUGAGAUCACAGAGCUUCCUGUUCGGACAUGGACUCAGGCGUAUAAGGAGUCUGUGCUGGAGCCCAUGCUGCAGGGCACUGACAAAACACCAGCUCUCAUUAGCGACUAUAAGGAAUACCACACAGAUACCACCGUCAAGUUUGUGGUGCGCAUGUCUGAGGAGAAACUUGCCCAAGCUGAAACAGCUGGCCUUCACAAAGUCUUCAAGCUGCAGUCCAGCCUUACCUGCAACUCCAUGGUGCUGUUUGACCACAUGGGCUGUCUGAAGCGGUACGAUUCAGUUCAAGACAUCCUCAGGGAGUUCUUUGAGCUCCGCCUGCAUUACUACAAACUGAGGAAGGACUGGUUACUGGGCAGCCUGGGAGCUGAAGCCGCCAAACUGUCCAACCAGGCCCGCUUUGUACUGGAGAAGAUCGAAGGAAAAAUUUCCAUCGAGAACAAAACCAAGCGUGAACUGAUCCGCAUGCUCGUCCAGAAAGGCUUCGAGUCGGAUCCAGUGGCUGCCUGGGCUAAGGCUCAGGAAAAGGCCCAGGAGGAAGAUUACGACGCAAACGAUAGCGACAGCUCUGUGGACUCCGGCUCCACGUCUGGGCCGAACUUCAACUACAUUCUCAACAUGCCCCUGUGGUGCCUGACUAAAGAGAAGGUGGACGAGCUUCUCAAACAGAGGGACCACAAGAGAUCAGAGCUGAACGAUCUCCAGAGGAAAUCUUCAGAGGAUCUGUGGAAGGAGGACUUGUCGGUGUUCAUCGAGGAGCUGGAUAAAGUGGAGGCUCAGGAGCGAGAGGAGCAGAGUUCAGGAAAGGCCAUCAAACUGGUGAAGGGGAAAGUGGGCAAACCUAAAGUGAAGAAGAUGAACCUGGAGGAGACCAUGCCCUCACCAUUUGGCCGCAGGGUGGAGCCUCCGACUCAGGCGAUCAGAUCUGACGCAGCCAAGAAACUGACCAAAAAGAAGAAGAGCGACAUUGAUCCAGCGGUGAAGUUGGAGUUUGAUGAAGAUGGUUUGGGCGGCGAGGGAGCACCGGCAACAGGAGAAAACUCUGUAGCCAAACCAAAGGCUCCACGUGUCAAGAGAGAAAAGAAAGAGCCUGGAGCUCCCAGAGUGAGGAAACCUCCAGGACCCAAAGGUACCCCUGCGAAGAAGGUGAAGAAGAGAAACCCCUGGUCUGAGGAUGAUUCCAAGUCAGACAGUGACGUGGAGAACAGUAAACCUGUCAUCCCAAGAGAGACCAAGUCCCAGAGGGCAUCAGCUUCCAAGCCAAAAUACACCUUUGACUUCUCGGAGGAGGAGGACGAGGAGGAGGCGGCGGACGAAGAGGAGAACGGUGACGAUUAUGUGCCUUCUUCUCCAGUGAGGUCGUUUAAGGACGACUUCCCGUCCUCUGACACCAAGGAGCGCUUCAAUGACCAUAACGAUGACGAGGAUGACGACGAUAACGAAGACUCCUACCCUGCCCCCAAACAAAAGACCACGUCUGCGCCUGUAGCUAAAAAGACAGAGACAACCAGCAUCUUCUCGUCCAAGUCGGCCUUCUCUGAAAAAAGCAAUGACAGUGAUGGGUCCAAGUCCGACAGUGACGAUGACAGGGGCCCCGUGUUCUCCACUUACUCCAGCAGCUCUGCAUUUGACAAACUGUCGCCAGCAAAGAAAGCAGCUAAGAAACCCUCUGAUGCAGCUCCCAAACCUAAGAAGCCACCAGCACCAAAAGCAAAGAAGCCAGAUAAAUCCAUCUGGGACUCUGACUCUGACACUGGGUCCAAGAAGCCAGCACCAGCUCUUAAAGGUAAAGGCAGAGGGAGGAAGAGGAAGGCCUCCGGCUCUGAAGACGAGUACAGUCCAAUGAAGAAAGCAGCAAAACUUGUCGGCAGAAAGUCUCAGAAACCCCCAUCUGAUGACGAGGAUGAUGACAGCAACAGCCUGAGUGCUCUGAGUGCUCCGUCCCGUGACCGGCCGGGCCGGGCCAAGAAAGAGGUGAAGUACUUUGACGAGUCAGACAAUGGGGAUGAAGACGACGAUGAUGACAUGUUCGAUUAAAGCAACACACUUCAACCACACUCUGCUUGUUUGGAAGUUCCUCUUCCUUCUGUGUUCCUACAGACUUUUGUACAUUUCCUCUUUCAUUUUAUUUUCAUUAAUGGUGAUGUUCAAUGAUUUUUAAUGUGUAGGUGUUUUACACUUUUUAUUAUACAUAUACAGGUUUCUUUUUUUAUGCUCAUUGAAAUGUUCCGUAUUUGUCCGAAGCGGCUUUUAGAAGUUUAGAACGCUGUGCUUUAGCACAUUUUAAUUGUUAAAAUACUAUGUAACUUUUUGAACAUGAAGUUGAAAAUAAACAAUGAAAUGUC